This is a messenger RNA of Symsagittifera roscoffensis, 1475 nucleotides long. RefSeq lists its product as uncharacterized. The record is from RefSeq and is a predicted model, not a curated record. NCBI's taxonomy places the organism in Eukaryota, Metazoa, Xenacoelomorpha, Acoela, Convolutidae. The transcript has 3 exons. Bases 312 to 1424 code for a protein of 370 amino acids.
AGAUGAUUUUGCUCAAGUUAGUCGGCUGUCAAAAGGAUGAUAGUAAUAGCUGUUCAGCAUUUGCCAAAGCAUGAUCUUUCUUAUCAACAAGAUUCACGAAGGUUACAAAUCGCAGUGACUUCACAAUCAAUUUUUGACUUAUUUCAUGGUUUAUUAUAGUGCAGAAAAAAUGGUUCAGCAACAACUGGAAUUCACAAACAAAUGCAACGAUCUUCAGCUCGUUGCAAGUACGGAGUGACAAACAAUUGCGUUUUUCCACUAUUUGUUUCCACUAUUUGUUUGUUAACAAGUGGCAACAGCAGACAGCAACAAUGAUACAACAACUUAAUACUUAUUAUACUUCAACUGUAUCGACUUCUCUUUCUGAAAUUCUUAUUAUUUCUGGUUUUCUAACAACACUAAUUGACGCCAAAAAGAGUGUGAUUCCCCCGAAAAUUCCUUACUGCCAAAGAAAUGACCAGUUUGUUAGAUUCCAAGAUUUGGGAAAUUCGGGACUACUGCACAAAAUGGACGAUUUCAUGGGCGCCGCCCACUUUGCUGUUUCGAUCAACAGAACGCUUGUUGACUACCGCCCUGGUUUCAAUGCUGUCCACAUGCGAGACAAAAACAACAGACCUGUAAAACAGUCCAAUGCGAACCCUGACUGGCCUUUUAGUUUUGUGCACGGCUGGACUUGGUCCCAUAUUGCUGAUGUCAGUCAAAUGGUAUACACGCUCAAAUUCGCCAACAUGAUCUCUAAGAAAUGCAGGCUCAGAAUGGUGGACGCAGAAUACAUAUACAGAAAUAAGGCAAGUGGAAGCGUCCUUAGUAUUGAAUACGGCAAAUACGACAAGAAAACUUCAAAGUCAACGAUGCACAGAAUACAUUAUGCUGAUCCCAAUCAUUUCAGAAAAAAGGCAACCAAUUUGAUGAAAGUGAUCUACAAUUUCCAGCGCAAACCUUUUUCGAAGUUCAUUCAGACCGUUGGACAUUUUAUCAAGGCGAAAUGUCUGAAAGACGCUCACGUGAUUUCAACAUCGCAAAAGAGGAGACCGAACUCAAUUGAUCGUUUUAUUGUGAUUCACUUGAGGGGUACAGACAGACCAUGUGCUUUGGAACAGCUAAGACCCGAAGCCCUGAUGUUUAAAAUAACACGUCUCGGAAUUAAAAGAGAGAGUGACGUAAUCUAUUUAAUGAGCGACUUAAAUGAUACAAGUCGUCACAUUCAAGCGAUUCAACAUUUCUUCGGCGAUUACUAUUUAUUCCAAGCAAAGGAUAUGGACGUUUUCGAUCACGAAGUGUUUGCUGAAAAGGCCCCGUUUUUAAUCUAUGCGAUAGAAAAUUAUCUGCAGCAGAUCGCAGAUGGGGUGAUAAUUACAUAUAAAGGCCAUAAUUUGAGGAGGCAUGAUCACAUCAUGGGCCAUUUGUCUCACGAAAAAUGCUAGCUAAAAGAAACACGAGAAAACUUUUGAGGCCACAAAAUAUACACUUUUGUC